Messenger RNA from Brenthis ino (lesser marbled fritillary), 771 nucleotides. Lineage: Eukaryota; Metazoa; Arthropoda; Insecta; Lepidoptera; Nymphalidae. The record is from the annotation of a GenBank genome assembly.
AUGCACUUGUGGAUAUUCUUCGUAUUUUUUAUAAUUGCGAAAGAUAUAUCGCAAGCAAACUGCCAUCAUUCUGAUUCUGACCAAGACUCAAAUGACAACAAUGGCAACGACUCGUCUGGUGACCAAGGAAAUCAUGAAAACUCUGGGUCGGGUGAGAGUGACACUAAUCCUAUAAGUAAUUCGCAAUGUGGUUCCUGCAAUGGUCCAAGUUGUUAUACAUUUAGCGAAAGUGAUUUCGAGAGAAAACCAAUUCGUUCCAAACCUACCGAAGUACUCUUACCCUUACAAAAUAUACCUAGAUCUUCGUCUUCAAAUAGCUAUGAGGAGGUGUAUGAUAUUGUGACAUAUACUCGAAAUCCAAAACUCGAACAUGCUAUUAGAUGUGAACUAAACGACGAAGGAGGACUUGAUAAUGAAAAGAGUAUAGCUAAAAAAUCUAAGAAAAAAGUUGAAGCUUCAUACCGCCUGAGGUGUGCAAGUCCUGAAGUGAACACGUGUGAGGCUGACAAUAUACAGUAUGGGGAGACGAGUUUAAGAUCUGUAAAUUCUAAAGUAAAAUAUGUAAAAUUGACUUUGACCAAGAAAAAUCUCAACAGAAAUAUGGAAAUAUUUGACAUUUUUGUACUAUCUCCUAUUAGAAAGUCGCAGAUUCCUAUCAAAUGUACAAUAUUUGAAGAGCCAGCGGUGCUGGAAAAAUAUAAAGAGAGUGAAGGUACCAGAAAUCGAAAAAUCCCUAUACAAGUGUACCGCGUUCGCUGCGCUUCCCGGCGC